This is a messenger RNA of Orbicella faveolata, 3165 nucleotides long. RefSeq names its product tetratricopeptide repeat protein 28-like. The record is from RefSeq and is a predicted model, not a curated record. Lineage: Eukaryota; Metazoa; Cnidaria; Anthozoa; Scleractinia; Merulinidae.
AUGGACGAAGUUCUACAAGCCAUCUCUAUCAGCCUCAUGGUUGCUUGCUUCCUUCUCAACACCAAUCGCGUUCUAAAGAGCAUCGAAAUAUGCAAGGAAUGCUUGGUCAUCUUGAAACACAAAGCAUGCAUCAAAGACGAUAAACUAGUCAAAUUAUUGUACAAAAGGGUGUAUUUGAUACUGUCGAGGGCUUAUCGAAAUGAAACAAAAUACGCAGAAAAAAUUCUCCAGAUUUAUCGUGAAACUGGAGAAAAACUUGAAGAAUAUAAGCUAAGCUUCGAUCUAGCAGCAAUGUACUUCCGUCAAAGUAAAUACGCAGAAGCGAGAGAACUAUGGGAGAAAACGCUCCUAAUCGGUACAGAAAUUGGUGACAAAAAUGGAGAAGCCUCCUCUUACGGAAACCUUGGAGCUGUGUAUCAAUCAGUUGGCAAAUAUGACAAGGCAAGAGAACACUUCGAGAAAUCACUUGUCAUCAACAAAGAAAUCGGUGACAGAAACGGAGAAGCCGACUGUUACCUAAACCUUGGAGCUGUGAAUAAAUCAGUUGUUAGCAAAUAUGACAAGGCAAGAGAACAUUUCGAGAAAUCACUUGUCAUCAACAAAGAAAUCGGUGACAGAAACGGAGAAGCCGGCUGUUACCUAAACCUUGGAGUUAUGUAUAAAUCAGUUGGCAAAUAUGACAAGGCAAGAGAACAUUUCGAGAAAUCACUUGCAAUCAAGACAGAUAUCGGUGACAGAAAUGGAGAAGCCAACUGUUACAUGAGCCUUGGAAGUUUGUGUCGAUUAGUUGGCAAAGGUGAAAAGGCCAGAGAACAUCUCGAGAAAUCACUUGUCAUCAACAAAGAAAUUGAAAUUGGUGACAGAGAUGGAGAAGCCGACUGUUACCAAAGCCUUGGAGCUGUGUAUGAUUCAGUUGGCAAAUAUGAAAAGGCAAGAGAACAUCUCGAGAAAUCACUUGCAAUCAAGACAGAAAUCGGUGACAUAGAUGGAGUAGCCACCUCUUACAUGAGCCUUGGAUUGUUGUAUCAAUCAGUUGGCGAAGAAGAUAAGGCUAAUGAACACUUGGAGAAAGCAUUGGCGAUCAAGAGAAAAACUGGUGACAAGGAGGGAGUAAUUAUGUGUUGCAAUAAUCUCGCCUUUUUAUUUUCCUCUCUUGGUAAAUAUCCCAAGGCUAACAAAUAUAAUCAGGAAGCACUUUCCAUCGCAUCAGAAAUUGGACACAGGGAGGGGAAAGCCUUCUCUUUAUUAGCGCAAGGAAAUAUCUUGUACUCAAUUCAUAACUAUGUCAAGGGUAAAGAGUAUUACGAAGAAGCAAUUGCCAUCUGCAAAGAAAUUGGACAACGAUAUUUAGAAGCCGGUUGUUGCAUAUGUUCAGGAAAGGUUCUUUUCAAAGAUGGUGAAUAUGUUAAGGCUGAAGAACAUUACACGAAGUCACUUGCCAUUAGUGAGGACAUUGGAGAUCUUUCUCUGCAGUACCAAUCGCUCAAAGAACUAGCAUGCUUAAGAAUACAAGAAGGCAAGAAUCAGGAAGCUACCACGUACUUACUUACUGCCGUCGAAAAAUGCGAGAAAAUGCGCGGCUCCCUACGAGAUAACGAUCAAUGGAAGAUAUCGUUUUCGGAUAACAAAAUUUCUUCCUACAAGAUCCUCUGUACAUUGCUUUGUAAAACCAGAAAUCUCGUGCCAGCUUUGUAUGUUUCAGAGCUUGGGAAGGCCAGGGCUUUGGCAGAUUUGAUGUCAGCUAAGUACUCUGUGAAGAAUCAAGUAUCCGCUAAUCCUCAAACAUGGUCUGGAAUUGAAAGCAUCAUCGACAGAGAACGUAAUUGUUCUUGUCUAUACCUCUCCUAUUCUUUUGACAGCAUGUAUAUCUGGAUUCUUAAAAGAGGUGGAGUCACGUAUUUCCGAGAAAUUGAGGGAAAGGAUCUUAUUGCUUACGAACGACCUGUUAAAAAUCUUGAAGACUUUUUUGCCAACAAAAGCUUUAGAAGUUUUGGCACGUCACCAUGGCCAACGGAGCUACGCAAAGAUGAGUCUUUAAAUGCCAUACAAGAAGUGUUUGACAUGAACAACAUGGACGAAGUUCUACAAGCCAUCUCUAUCGGCCUCGUGGUUGCUUGCUUCCUUCUCAACACCAAUCGAGUUCUAAAGAGCAUCGAAAUAUGCAAGGAAUGCUUGGUCAUCUUGAAACACAAAGCAUGCAUCAAAGACGAUAAACUAGUCAAAUUAUUGUACAAAAGGGUGUAUUUGAUACUGUCGAGGGCUUAUCGAAAUGAAACAAAAUACGCAGAAAAAAUUCUCCAGAUUUAUCGUGAAACUGGAGAAAAACUUGAAGAAUAUAAGCUAAGCUUCGAUCUAGCAGCAAUGUACUUCCGUCAAAGUAAAUACGCAGAAGCGAGAGAACUAUGGGAGAAAACGCUCCUAAUCGGUACAGAAAUUGGUGACAAAAAUGGAGAAGCCUCCUCUUACGGAAACCUUGGAGCUGUGUAUCAAUCAGUUGGCAAAUAUGACAAGGCAAGAGAACACUUCGAGAAAUCACUUGUCAUCAACAAAGAAAUCGGUGACAGAAACGGAGAAGCCGACUGUUACCUAAACCUUGGAGCUGUGAAUAAAUCAGUUGGCAAAUAUGACAAGGCGAGACAACAUCUCGAGAAAUCACUCUUCAUCAAUAAAGAAAUCGGUGACAGAAAUGGAGAAGCCAACUGUUACGGAAACCUUGGAGUUGAGUAUCAAUCAGUUGGCAAAUAUGACAAGGCGAGAGAACAUCUCGAGAAAUCACUUGUCAUCAACAAAGAAAUCGGUCACAGAAAUGGGGAAGCCAAGUGUUACAUGAACCUUGGAGCUGUGUAUCAAUCAGUUAGCAAAUAUGACAAGGCAAGAGAACAUUUCGAGAAAUCACUUGUCAUCAACAAAGAAAUCGGUGACAGAAACGGAGAAGCCGGCUGUUACCUAAACCUUGGAGUUAUGUAUAAAUCAGUUGGCAAAUAUGACAAGGCAAGAGAACAUUUCGAGAAAUCACUUGCAAUCAAGACAGAUAUCGGUGACAAAAAUGGAGAAGCCAACUGUUACAUGAGCCUUGGAAGUUUGUGUCGAUUAGUUGGCAAAGGUGAAAAGGCCAGAGAACAUCUCGAGAAAUCACUUGUCAUCAACAAAGAAAUUGGUGAUUGA